Molecule: messenger RNA, 2843 nt
Organism: Jatropha curcas
Lineage: Eukaryota; Viridiplantae; Streptophyta; Magnoliopsida; Malpighiales; Euphorbiaceae
Gene: EX1
Product: UvrB/UvrC domain protein (DUF3506)
Biological process (GO): singlet oxygen-mediated programmed cell death; response to singlet oxygen
Cellular component (GO): thylakoid membrane
Source: RefSeq, a predicted model, not a curated record
CAAAACCACCAUCUUCCACCACCACCACACUCACCUUUUCCUCUCUUUCUCCUUCAGAAAACCAAAACCAAAACCAAAACCAAACCAAACCAAACAGUUUUCUUUGUGUCUUCUUUUACAGUAUUUUUCGUGUCAUCUGAUUCAUCACUCAUUUUAGCCACAGCUCUCCUUUUUCUCUACAAAUCAGAUACAUACCCAUCACUCAAUUGCUGACAUUCAUGGCUUCCAUUGCACCUCCAACUCCUCCUCACAAGCUUUCUUUUAGGACCCCUAAGUUUCUUGUCAAAAGACCAUCUUACCCUUCUCCUUUUCCUUCUCACUCUUUUUCUUCUUCUUCUUCUUCUAGUUCUGCUUCUCUUUGUCGUUGCACCAAUUCGUCGUCUUCUUCUUCAUCGUCGGAUAGUUCGUCGUCUGAGUGGCGAUGGGAUGCUGCGUUUCAUGGUGUUAUUGAAUCUGCGAAGAAACGGAUUGAUUCGUUAAUUAAUCCUCGUCGUAAAGAGGUGGAGGUUGGAGCGGUUGGGGACAGGGAGAGUGGAAAGGGAGAUAAGGUUGAAUAUGAAGAGUGGGAUUGGGAACGAUGGAGAAGGCAUUUCGAAGAAGUUGAUGAGCAGGAGCGUAUUGUCUCUGUUUUGAAGUCACAGUUAAAUCAUGCUGUUAAUAGGGAGGAUUAUGAGGCUGCGGCUAGGCUCAAGGUGGCAAUUGCAGCUGCUGCUACAAAUGAUUCUGUUGGCACAGUGAUGUCACAGCUGAAUAGAGCAGUGACAGAAGAACAUUAUAAGGAUGCAGCUUUCUUACGAGAUAAUGCUGGUGCUGGUUUGGUGGGAUGGUGGUCUGGCAUCUCAGAAGAUGUGCAUGAUCCUUAUGGUUUAAUAAUACGUAUUACUGCAGAGCAUGGAAGAUAUGUGGCAAGGAGUUACACUCCUCGACAGCUUGCUACAUCUGCAGUUGGUGUCCCCGUAUUUGAGAUCUUUGUUACAAGGAACAAGAAAGGUGAAUACAAGCAGCAGCCUGUGUACUUGAAAAGGAAAGGCCUUCUCCAAGAUCCUUCAACAGUCUCCUCUAAAGCACCAGGUGCCACGAGCCGCUUAAAUCCACCAGGGCCUACUGAAGGAAAAAGUGAUCUAUUUGUUGUGAGCACUGAAGAGACUGAGAAUGGCGAUGACACAGAAGAUGGUUCUGAUCUUGCUGAGGGAUUACCUGGUUUUCAGAAUAUUUUACGAGAUAUGAUUCCUGGUAUGAAGCUCAAGGUUUUGAAAGUGACAACACCUGCGAAGGUAGAUAAGGAUUUUAUAUCUAAGGUGAUUGAACAGAUGAUGGAUGAAGAAGAUGAAGAGAAAGAUAUUGAGUUAGAAAGUGUAGAAGGAGAUGAUGAACUUGGCAGUGAAAGUGACCAAGAAAGAGAUGAGAUUGAAAUUGAUGCUGCUCGUGAAAUCAUUGACAGUGAAGGGCCAAGUGAAAUUUCGUUUAAAGUUGUUGUUGGGGGUCUUGCUCAGAAAUUUUCAGGAAGCAUGCCUGUAAAAGAGUCACUUAGAGUUCCUGCUAAGCUAGAGAAAAAGGGACGAAGGUCAUUUUUGUUUUCUAUAGAGAAAGAUGUCAACCAACAGGAUUCUGGUGCUAAGGAAGCAGCCUCAGCAGAUAGAAAAGCUAAGUUUCAAGGUCAACGUAGUGUGGAUAAUAUUAUGUUGGACCUUGCUAAAUUCAUUGGCAAGGAAAAGAUACCCUUGAAGGUGCUGAAAGAUGUUGGUGACUUAAUAAAUUUCACCCUUAGUCAGGCUCAAAACCGUCAGCCAUUGUCUGGAUCAACAACUUUCCAUCGGAUUGAGAUAUCAGCAUCUCCAGACCCUCUGAAUGGAUUAUAUAUUGGAGCACAUGGGCUGUACAGUUCAGAAGUCAUACAGCUGCAACGCAAAUUUGGACAAUGGCAAGAUGAGCGUGGGACAAACCAGCCUUCCAAUGUAGAGUUCUAUGAAUAUGUGGAAGCUGUAAAAUUAACUGGAGAUCCAUAUAUAGCUGCUGGACAGGUGGCAUUUCGUGCUAAGGUUGGUAAAAGAUAUCAACUUCCUCAUAAAGGCAUCAUUCCUGAAGAAUUUGGAGUGAUUGCUCGGUAUAAAGGACAAGGGAGGCUUGCUGAGCCUGGUUUUAAGAAUCCUCGAUGGGUUGAUGGUGAACUUGUUAUUCUUGAUGGAAAGUACAUCAAAGGUGGGCCUGUUGUUGGGUUUGUAUAUUGGGCUCCUGAAUAUCACUUCUUGGUGUUCUUCAAUCGGCUGAGGCUCCAACAAUAGAUGCCUGUACAUAUAAUGUUCAAGCUUGUUUAUUCUUUUUUUGUAUUUUAUGAGUCUAAAAUGGUAUCUGUAACCACUAUGUUUUCAAUUCGAGCAACAUAGCAGCUAUGAAAUUCUGGUCACAUGUCCAGUGCUCGCCCAAUGGACUGUUGCAUAUGUAAGCAUAUUGACCUAGUAAAAUUAACCCAGAAGCUUGGAUAAGCUUUGAGAUGCAUGAUCUUCGAACAGUCUCUUACUGAAGCUGUUAUGCACUUAAUUUUUUUUGCUCUACAUUCUAAUCUCUAUCAAUUUCUAACUAUUGAGUGCUUGUCUAAGUUAUCAUACAACAGAAGGAAGUAGCUUCAACUAGAAUUGUAUUUCAGAUAUCUGUAGUGCAAUAUGAUAAUAUGUGUGGCUGGACAUGGGCAAUUUGUGGUUAGAGGCUAGCAGGAGACUUGUUUAAGGGCUUAUUUUGCAGAUCAGUUGAAUAGAAAAUUAGCUUGUUUAUAAUCAAGCACUUUGUAAUUAUUCUCUUCCAUUUUACUAUAUGAAUGAAAAUUCAUCUUUAAUCCUUUCAUCUUA